CCCGGAGACAAGGCUUUGUGAUUGGUUCGCGUUAGGCAAUGAAAGGUCAUCGCUACGGUAGCGGCGCCAGUGGGCGGGCUGGCCAAUCACGGGUCGGUGCAGCGCGGGCCGGCGUUGCUGGGACGCCGAAGGAAUACGGGCAAGGCUGGAGUGCGGAGCUGUGGCCGGGGGCGGGCCGCUGGCGGGCGCGGAGCCCACCCCGUCCUCUCUAGGCCAGGGACGCAGGCCGCGGGAGCCGGGAGCCUCGGUGCCGCCUCCAGCAGCCUGGCCCCCGCAGGGGCAGCCGCCGGGAUGCGGAGGGAAGCGCUGCGCUCACCCGACCUCAGCCCUCGGGCGGGGCGGCAGAGCGGCACACUGCAUGGAUGUCUUCAGAGAACUAUCCACGAUGACUCCACGGGACACAUGGAUUCUCACCAUAAAAAACUCACCAUGUCCAAACAUAGCAGUGCCCCUACUGACUCUAACGGUGCCCUUUCUAUAGGCAACACAGAAAGGGUGGAAACUGACAAAAACAAAGACCUUAAAAGGGAGAGCCUCGUGGAAACUCAGUUUAGUCACAGCAGAUUCCUAAAGAAAAAACAGCAUGCACAAAGAAACCAGCUGAACCAGAAUACUUGUGCCAUGCAGGAGGGGAACAAGCAUGUUGCAAAAAAAACUCUGGAUACAGCCUCAAAGGUGAGGUCAAGUGCCGUUCUGAGAAAGCUAGCACAGAUAGAAAGCAAUAUCAUGACCCGAAAGGUGCAGAUGGAUUUUUCUGAUACUGGAUUGGACCCGAAGAUUUCGGAUGAAAAGAACUUAUCAGCCAGAUCCAGCCUGGAGGAGAGUGCAAGAGGUAGCAGGUAUCUGAAGAAAAAUGACACAGUCAAGGAAAAUGUGACAUUGAGUAAAGUCCAUUUCAAGGGGAAAAGUAGCUGCCAGACAACAAAAAACAAAGUGCCAAUUAGAAAACAACUUGGUCUAGAUAGUGAUGAAGAGGAAAUGAGACAAUUACUAGGGAGCUCUUUGGAGUUUUCCAGUGAAAAUGAGAACCAGAAGGAUGUCACCAAUUUUUCUAAACCUGACAGAAAGUUAUUCAUGAAGUCCAAGAUGAAGAGUCCACCAAGAACAUCUUUUCCACCCAAAAAACAGUCUUUGACAAAUCUAUUUAGCGCUCCUUCACUACUUAGCAGAAGUUCUCAGAAAAGAACCUCUGAUAGAAUUAAUCCACAAACUCCCUCUCCACCAAGUAGAAACUUGCAAAGACCAACUAGUAUGUCUUUUCAAUUGCCAACUUCAAUAAAAGACAGCUUUGCAGAGACCACUUCACCUAGAACCAACCACAUCAAACAAAGUCAGGUGUCCUUGUCUGAAAGGAGUGAAAUCAAGUCUUUGGAUGAGUUGUUUUCAAAAGCAGCAGAUACAGAAAAUGCAACCAGUGACAGUUCCAAUGACUUCAGAUUAAAUAUUUUGAGCAUUGAUGACUUGAAUUCAAAUGUUUCUGGUGAUAGAGAAGCAUUAAAACAAAUGGAGACAGACAUUCAAAUAAAAAAAAAAUCAAACAAGGACUCAGAACCAAAUGUGUUUCCUGUGAAUAAUAAUGACCAAACCCCCCUUAAAGUGGUGAGUGUCCUAACUAGUACUAAUGCUGCUUUUAACAAUGAUAUGGAUGGGGAAAUCAUGACUGAAGCUGAAAUCUCUGAGGUUUUAAGUGGAAUUUCUACAGACUAUUUUGGCGUUAGACAAGUGUUUCCAGGACCUGAGGAGAGCACUGUUAAUUCAGAAUAUUCUGAAGACUUUGAAAAAUCUCUGUCUCUACCAGUAUCUGAGACUACAGACAGAAAAUCCUUGUCUGAAAUGACAGUGGGGCAGUCUAACAGCUCUAUGUAUUCCAGAAAAGACCUUUCUCCCUCACUCUCAUCGCCUCAGUCUAACAAAAAAUGGCAUGAGACAGUAAGCAGAGUGACUGUGAAAGAGAUGGCUGUGCAGACAACUGAUUCUCCAUUCUCCUAUCACUGGUCAAAGAGGGAUGGCACAGCAAUCCUUGGCCCAGCUCUAGGGUGCAGUUAUAUUGAUCCGGUACCUAUUGCCAGUCACGUUGUCACCAUGGAUGCCAUGGAAGCCCUGACAGCAUACAGUCCUGCAGUGUUUGCUUUGAAUGACUUGUUAAAACAGCACUUGAUACUGACCCAGCACUUCGUGGAGACCAUCCACCAUCUUCAUACAUCACUUGUGGAGUCAUUGGAGAAUGAGACAUUUCAAUAUCACACACUGGCAGAAGCUAAGGAGUACAUCAAGAGUCACAAAUCCCCACCUCUGACAAUUGAGCAAGCACUGGAAGAAGUUCAGAAAAUGAAAGAGCAGUAGCUGCUUUGAGCUUACCAUAAUGAAUAACCAGAUUUACUUUCACAAGUGGAAUUUUCAGUUGCAAGUCUCAAACUGAAAUAAGAUUUUCAACUGUUGUAGAAAAGGCAGAUACUGCUACUGAAUUGAUUUUGCAUGUGGUAAGAAUUCAUGCCAUCUGUAAACUUUAUCCUUAUGUACAUGCUGUUCAGGACAAGAAAGUAGCCUAUCACUACAGCAAAUAUUAGUUUUAACUACCUACAUGUCUUCAGUGGUAAGUUAGACUUAAAAUGUUCUAAGUAAGAAACAGCACAUUAAAUCUAGCAAGCAAAGAAACAAAGGAUUAUAUGUAGUGUUUGUUGCGUAUUUAACAUAGUGGUGAUAUGGUUAAAAAAAAGCAAACCUCCAUUAUUGUUCAAGUGAGGAGUCUGAAAGUGAAAGAAUAUCAAUCAUAUUAAGUUAGUGCACUGCUUCAUUUCAAACUGUGUAUGGAUAUAAUUUUGUCUUCAAGUUGUUAUAGAAAAAAUUUUCAGAACACCUACUCUUAAAAAUAAAGGUGAAUUCCAGACAAGUUA
Messenger RNA from Chelonia mydas (Green sea turtle), 2894 nucleotides. It is a transcript of the gene C25H19orf44, whose product is annotated as chromosome 25 C19orf44 homolog. NCBI's taxonomy places the organism in Eukaryota, Metazoa, Chordata, Testudines, Cheloniidae. The transcript is spliced from 9 exons. The record is from RefSeq and is a predicted model, not a curated record. Bases 292 to 2343 code for a protein of 683 amino acids.